This is a messenger RNA of Capsicum annuum, 1141 nucleotides long. Its product is annotated as putative late blight resistance protein homolog R1B-23. The record is from RefSeq and is a predicted model, not a curated record. NCBI's taxonomy places the organism in Eukaryota, Viridiplantae, Streptophyta, Magnoliopsida, Solanales, Solanaceae. Gene Ontology annotation, molecular function: ADP binding. Gene Ontology annotation, biological process: defense response to other organism.
UCCAGUGAGAAAGUUCCUUUGAAGGAUCACUUGGCAAUACUUGAGCAGAUGAUCAGCUUCUUGAGAGCCAACAUCACGCGUGUGAUGAUACCAGGUCUUGAAUUUCUUCGAGAUAUUGACACUGUGGUUAUUGAUGUUGGACUUAUGAUGUACUCAUUAUAUGAAGGCGAGUGGGAGAAGGAAUAUAUAGAAUUGAGAGAAUUGAACCGUUCACUAGUUCUUGAUUUGAUGGGCAACAUUCAAUGUAUCAACACAGCAAUCUAUGUCACUAUUCGGAAGUCAUUUCAACUUAACUUGCCAAGGAUUCAUGGAUUAGGUUAUGUUGAUUUCCUUUUAAACAACUUGAAGGAGCUCCAAACCAUCCAUUCAGACUCACUAGCUUCUGUCGCAAACCCACUUCAAAUAAUUCAGAUGGAACUUGAGGGCUUGCAACCUUUUCUAGAGGCUAUUGCAGAAGAGCAGCACAAAGGCAUCGACCAAAUUCAACAUUGUGCAACACAACUGUUUGACAUAGCAUAUGAGGUGGAAUACUUAGUUGAUGCUCGUAUUAGCAGAGAAGCUCCUGUAUGGUGCAUCGAACGUUGGCUCUUGGAUAUCAUGAAGGAGAUUGCUCUUAUCAAAGACAUGGCAGCAGAGAUUCAUGAAAUGAAAAUGGUUGGCGGUGCAGUGAACGCUGUCACAGCUCAUAAGUCAUCAAAUUUGGUAAGGUCUUCAAGGAUGAAUCAAGAAAUAAUUGGUUUUGAGGAUGUCAUAGAAAAGUUAAGAGACCAACUAAUAAAAGGCACCAAAGGACGAGAUGUUAUCUCGAUUGUCGGUAUGCCAGGUCUAGGCAAGACGACGUUGGCCUACAGACUCUACUAUGACAGGUCAGUCUCUUCUCACUUUGACAUUCGUGCACAGUGUUGUGUGUCUCAAUUAUAUUCACGUAAGGAGUUGUUAAUGGCGAUUUUACGUGAUGCUAUCAAUGAGAAAUUUGGGCGUAGCAAAAAACAACCUGAUGAAUUAGCGGAUCAGCUUCGCAGAAAACAACCUGAUGAAUUAGCUGAUCAGCUUCGUAAAACUUUACUUCCCAGAAGGUAUCUUAUCCUCGUCGAUGAUGUGUGGGAAACUAGUGUGUGGGAUGAUCUGGUAGGUUGUUUCA